Messenger RNA from Xiphias gladius (swordfish), 6421 nucleotides. Its product is annotated as mpv17-like protein. Lineage: Eukaryota; Metazoa; Chordata; Actinopteri; Istiophoriformes; Xiphiidae. The coding region runs from base 1 to 624 and encodes 207 amino acids. The transcript is spliced from 4 exons. The record is from RefSeq and is a predicted model, not a curated record. Gene Ontology annotation, cellular component: cytoplasm; membrane.
AUGAGGAGAGCUGUACUGAAAGAAGCCGCCAAACGAUUCCCCUGGCUGGCCAAUGUCACUUUGUACGGCUGCUUGUUCGCCGGCGGUGACCUGGUCCAUCAGCUCAUAGCUCAGAAGGAGCGCAUGGACUGGAAACACACCGGCAACGUGGCCAUCGUUGCCAUCAGUUUCCAUGGAAACUUCAACUACUUCUGGCUACGAGCCCUGGAGAGACGAUUCCCUGGAAAGUCUGCCGGGAUGGUUUUCCGCAAACUCCUGCUGGACCAAAGCUUCGCGUCGCCUUUGGCCACCAGUGUCUUCUACACGGGGGUGAGCUUCUUGGAGGGUAAAGAGGACAUCUUUGAAGACUGGAGGGAGAAGUUCUUCAACACCUGGCAGACUGGACUCAUGUACUGGCCAUUCAUGCAGUUUCUGAACUUUGUCCUGAUGCCGUUGUACAUGCGGACGGCCUUCAUGGGCUGCUGCGCCUUCCUCUGGGCCACCUUCCUGUGCUUCUCUCGGCAGAACGGCGACGGCACCGCCGCCGUGGCUCUGGCCUUCGUCAUGGACCCCCGUAAAACUUUGGAGAAGAUGCGUGAGGCCCGGCUGGCCCGAAAGAAGCAAAAGACCGAGAGGCAAAACUGAAGCCAGGAGGAGGGGGACACUGCGUCUGUCAUUCAAGCCUUUGAGCUCCGAUCGCAGGACAGAGGGCGUCUUCCCUUUUGCUAAACUGGAAGCAGCGUGGAGAGCUGACAAGCCGAAGAGCAUGUUACUGGUUUAAAAGAGAAACCGUGUCACUGACUACAUUCACUAUCUGUCGCAUACGCACACAACAGUUUGGCUGAUGUGGAUUUCGAAGGCCAGUGUAGUAGCAAUAACAACAUGUUAGGUGUUGAAGUGUCCCUUAUGUUGGCAUUUUCACCCUGUGCUGAAUACUAUUACGUUUGACCUUUCCUACGGCAGAAACAUGAAAUAGGUUAUUUACCAAAUACUAGAAGCACAGUGCUAAAUUGCUUUUGCCCCUUUAAAGACUGGCAGAGCUACACGAGAGUAAGACAACAUGUAAGAAAACUGUUGUUUCAAAUACCAACCCUGUCUCCUAAAAAUUCUCCUAUACACUACUAAUCUGCAAUGGCAAAUACUGUAUGUUUUAAGGGAAAAUGUAGUCUGCCUCAAAUACAUCAACAUUAGGGGGAAAUGUUUUGGCUGUUCUGCAAAGUCCCAAAAUGUUCAUACUGGAUUUAAGAGCAACAUUUUCGACGACAACAUAUUUUGUUUGUUUUCAAGAUGAACCUUUUUAUGGUUCUCUUCAGGGGCUUAACGGCAUUCAGUAAAGUCAGGGAACGAUCCUGGUCUUGGUUAAAUGUUUGGAAAGUCAACACUGAUUUGAAGCAAUAGACGGAAUGUAUUAGCGUUUUCAAUAAUUAUCCAAAACCCCAGUCUUCUCCAAACCAAAGUGUUUUCUUCCCUAAUCCUAACCACACACAGGAGGAUGCAAACUCUGGUCUCUGGCGUCAAAGUCAUCGCUCUUGGUGCACCCCCUGUCCAUCCCCAACAACUCAGCGUGAACGUAUCAUCGUUUUCACUCGAAAAAACGUCGCGAUAUGGAAAUAAUCCAGGCAACAAUUAUGUUUUCUUCAAGACAAAUUGGCAACAUGAGAAGCACUCAUUUCUAAGCGACAGGGUUGCUGGUGUGGCUGCUUCAAGCCACCAGUUAACGUGCUGCAGGGUUCAUUGCGGUCCAAGAUACUGAGGUGUUGAAAGGAGCAAACAAGAAUCUGUCCUCACCGAGGCUCUAGAGCAAAAGGCGGGAGAUUCUUUCUCAGGAGAUCAAGAAUAUCCAGCAUCCAGCCACUAGUUGAGAUAUUCUCUGGACCAAAUAAUAGACCGGAUGUCGACGUCGAGACCUGCCACAGGUGUGGCAAAAAAAAAGAUAAAUGUUUAUUCUUUAAGAAGAAAGUGGAAUUCAUUUAUAGGGUAUGAGGUCUAUGUGCUUAAGGCUGACCUACAUUAUUCACAGUUGUACAAAUGAUGAUCUCGCCUCGAAACCCCAGUGGUUUUGAUCGGCCUGGACCUAUGGACUCUUUACUUUAAAGGGCAGUUGUGUGGUGAUGAGGGACCGUGGCUGGUUGUUGUGUUGGUGGCGGCGGUUUGAUGUGAGCCCGCACCGCGGUGAAGCUCCUGAGGUCAGGUUUUAAGGGCUCGAGAUUCCUGCUUUACACCAGUCGUGCCUUGCCUUGGUGAUGAGACUGCCCCGACCACUGUGUCUACAAGCUGGCAGUGUUUGGCUGACUGGUGACGGUCACUAGUACGAAUCAAUACACUGAGACAUGUUUGUAUAUUUUGUGUGUACAAUUUUAAAUGGACAGCUCAUAAAGUGUCCAAAAUCAAACAGGUUCAUUAUUUGGGAGGCAACAAUAUGCUCAGCGAAUGUCUCAGUAAUCUGUCCAGUACAUUUAGAAAAUAUCUGCUGGCGGCGCUAGAGGAGAGGUCAGGAUCUCAUCAAAAACAUUCAGGGCACUGUGAGGACAUAACAGCAGUUAUCGUGAGAACAUGAUGAGACACUUUGUCUUAGAGCAAAGCUGUUCACGGAGAAAAUUGGAGGUGAUGGUGGUGCUAGAAGAAAUGUCAGCAGGUCACCAAAAAUCAUUCGGAAGCAUCCUAUGGGGACGAUGAAGAUUCUCAGCAUGAGAUAUGCUCCUCUGAAUCAAAGUAUUAGACAUACAGAUGUUAAAAAAUGGUUUGAUCUCCUGGGAAAUACUUUUCUUCACUUUUUUGCUGAUAGUCACAUGAGAAAAACCAUACCACUCCCAUAUCUGUACGCUAAACAUGAGGCUAGAGUGAACAGGCGAUUAGCUUAGCUUAGCAUAAAGACUGAAAACAGUUGGACUCUGUCCAAAGGUGUAAAAUUCACCUAUUCGGCAUCUCCUUAGCUCCAGAAAAAACACAAAUAGUAGUUUUUACAAUUCAGUUUAUUGUGCAGAUUAAACAAAAGAGAUAUAAUGACUGAGCUUUAGUAGGGAGCCAGCUUCCGGUCUUUAUGCUAGGCUAAGCUAACCACUUGCCAUCUUAGUGUACACACAAGAGGUAGGUAUUGACGUUCUCAUCCAACUCAACCCAACUUUAUUCACAUAGCAGUAAGAAAGUGAAUAAUCAUAGUUCCCACAAUGUUGAACUUUCCCCUUAAGGUUGACAAGGAUGCCAAGCUUUAGCACUUCCAGUCAAAAUGGCUCAUUAUGCAUUAUUAAGAAAAAGGAUAUGUGUCAGUGCAUCCCAUUUGUGUUGUGUGCCCUAGUUUGACCUGUGAAACUACACUAUCUCAAUCAUGUCCUUCUUACACAUGCCAUCAGCCAGGACACCUUAUCGUGCGACACCUCCAGUUACCUAAACCAGACCCAUAAUUUACUCUCUGAUUAGAUUUUAAUGAUCUUUUAGUAAAGUUCAAAGAUUUGUGAAUUUUAUUACUAUUUUCCAAAAGACAGCAAAAAGAGAUUUGGAUAUUUCAUUGUCUUAAUUUACAAUUCACCCAUUACACCAGCAGUGAAAAACUCUGUCUACAUUGUACAUAAUAUUGGACUUUAUGGAUAAAAUUAAUUGGUUUACCUUUAGGGAGGUCCACACUUUUAGCAGUUUACCGCAACCCUUCUGUAAAUAAGUGCUGAAAAACAACAUAGAAAUUCAGUAUUUCCAUGUAGGAAGUGAAGCUAAAACCUAAAAGAAUGUACGGGAGUCCAAAUUAUGCCAUUGUGAUGACUGGUUUACAGCAAACUGUGCUCAACCUCAACUAAUUUGUUGCAUUAGUACCUUGAUAUUUUCAGAACGAGAUCGCUUCUCUGCUGAGUGAACACUUGUAUGUCCAGCUGACGAGGGACCGGGCAGUAAACCCGAGAUGAAUAAACCCGAGUCAAACCGUUCUCUCCUGUUCUGUUGAGUAGAUGUGAUGUCAAGACCACAGAUAUUUUUUUUUUGAUGGGAAAUUGUGUCAGAGUUAAGCCAGGAACAAUGAGACUGUCGCGCUGUCAAGGCUGGAUAACCAGCCCAGGGGCCCCAAAAGUCCCAGGUUUACUUCAUAUCAAUUCUACCUAUAUAAUUCGAUUAAUCACUAAUUUGUCAGAAACUUGCACCACUGAGGUACAAUAUCGACUCUGACGGAUCCUCCAUCAUCCUCCUCGUGGUUCUGGUCUUAUAGGGGGACUCUGUCAAAGUCUAGUUUUAUGGCCGUAACUGUUUUAGUUUAUAUUGAGCUCUUUUGUUUUAAAGUUGUGUUUUAUUUAUUGCUUUCGAUUUUCCUUGUGUUUUUAGAGUCAAAUAAUUAACACACAGAAAAACCUAAGGCAAGCCAGUACUAUCUAACAUGGGAGAACUGUAAGGCUGCAACCGACAGUUACUUUCAUUAUCAGUAUGUCUGACAAUGGUUAAGUGCAUAAAGUGUCAGAAAACAGUGAAAAAUGUCCGUCGUUAUUCCCGAAAGCCUAAAAUUAACACACAUUCAAAUAGCUUUUCUCGUCCAACCAACAGUUGAAAAAUACCCAAAAUGUUUGAAAUUGCUAUCCUAGAUAUCAUUCAAAUUUUGUACCAGUGAAUUUUUGCCAUUUUAACAUUAAACGAUUUAUCAUUUGUCAAAUUUUUUUUUUGCCAAUUUUCUGUCAAUCGACUAAACAAUUAAGUAAUAAUUUCAGUUCUAGAGCACUGGUCGGUUUCAGGUGUCUGGGGAAAUAAUGAAACUACCAUGUAUGGUGGUGUUCAAUCUGGACCAAAUGACACAUUUUUGCCCCGGGGCCCCCUAAGAGGUUAAUCCAGCCGUGAGCACUGUUAAAGUGUUGAACCAGCUACUGGAGCAGAUUAAGACUGAUGGAAACAGUGAGACAAGUGAAUUCAGGCAUUUAAAAUAAGAGUUUAAAGCCAUGCCAGCAGCUCUGAGAGACUGUACUCAUUCAACCACAGGCAUAUGGCUAAAUACCUCCAGGUGUAUUUACCAUGGUCACCAUCUUAGUUCAGUGAGAAACACCUUUGCAGGUGUUUGGUCAUGAACCAAAGUAUUAGACGAAUUAAAUUUUGAGCUGAUGAUGGCGCUAGAGGGAAAGUUAAGGGGCCUCAAGUUAUUACACUUCAUCCUGAGGGGAACAUGAAGGUGGCAAUCCAUCCAAAAGUCGAGACGUUUCACUCAAAACCACAAAUGAGAACCUCAUGGUAGGUUGUUUUUCCUUGCUGAAGGGAAAAAGUCAGGGGGUCACCAGAGUGAUUGUGACGCAUCGUCCGGGCACCUUCAAUAUCUGUAGAAGACGUAACAGCAAUCCAUCUGAUAGUUGUUGAAAUUUUCAGUCUGAACCAAGCUGGUGGACCUACCGGCAGUCCAACUUUGUUAUGCAUGGAGUCAUGCUGCUAGCACUGCGUUGUUACACAGUAAAUUAAACAACCAGCACUGUAUGAAAUAGUUGGAAUCAGAUCAACCUCAGCCAGCGACAAAAUUAAAGUGCUGCCUUCACUUUAAUGGUUCAGCUAUAAAAAUCCGAUAUGUAAUAUGUAACAAUAUAAUUCUGAGUGAGUGCUUGUACUUUUAUACUGAUAACACUUAUAUACUCUCACUUGAGUACAGUUUUGAACGCAAGACUUUUACUCGUAUUGGAGUAUUUUUACAGAGUGUUGUUGCUACUUUAACUUAAGUAGAAGAUCUGGGGUACUUCUUCAACCACUGCUUUACAGAGGAUAAACUGUAAUUCGCCAGGAAACGGUUCCAGCCUGUAACCCCAGUUUUAAAUUUUUACAUUUCUUUCUAAAUUAUGUUACACAAACAAGACACAUCAUGUUAAAUGGUGAGCUUUAGGGCAGUUGGUAGAUGUUUUUUUGUUUUUUUUACUUGAACUCCAGCGGGUUUUAAUCUCACUCUUGAAAAGAAAGCAAAUAAGCGUUUUUCUCACAGUAGUGAACUAUACCUUUAACCAAACUUCCUCUACUGUCACUGAAGGUCACAGACGCAUGUUUGUAGUCUGCUGUCGGUGUGGACAAGACUCUCUGAAAACAUGUAGCCCAGAUAUGAAGCAAGGACAGAGUGGACUGGAGUUUGUUUGUGUGUGUGUGUGUGUGUGUGUAUAACAGCUUUAUGCUCUAAUGAUGGUGCGUGUGGAUUAACCAGGAUCAGAUAGGCCUGGCUAAUCCCCUCAGAAAAGGACAGAGUUGACCCGGUGCGACCUCUGACCCCAACAACAGGAAGUUAAAUUCCCCAAUCAGAGCCAAGGGAUGUGUCAGGUUCCAUUUAACCAUCUCUGUACCCUCUGAAACAUCACCACCACACCACACAACAUGUAAAUGGCUGGAUGCAGAGCAGGGGGAGGGGUACGGGAGGGAGCACACUUUCCUGCAUUCACAUCUAAUAACUGAUAACAAUAAGUAAUAAAAAUAAUGUAGAAAACAGGUGUAAAAUGUUACAGGAGAGUUGAUGUGA